UUGGUGUAUUUACUGUUUUCUGAUUGGUUAAAAGUAUUACUUUUAUUUUCAAUGUUGUCAAUUUUUAUGGCGACACGCCCACUUUUACCGGAACUACUUUUUUAUUGAUUCGAAAAUUCUUUUACUUGAUACAUUCGUAGCAAUACGAUUUAGAGCAAAACAAUAAAGUGUUGUUCAAUCAUUUGUUGUUUUAAAUGUUUUAAAUGUGUUAUCCUACCCAUCUAACCCCCGAACUACAUGUACAUGUAUGACUCCGUCCCUCCCCAACUCCUGUCGUCUGCUCAAUACUAGUAAGGCAAAGAUGGAAGAGGUGCCGGAUUUCGACAUCGGUGGGGGCGAAAAGCUGAUUGAAAUGGACUCGUACAGUGAAGAAGAUUUAUUGGGAUGGUUGUUUAAAGAUAACUUGCAAAAUAUUGAACUUGUUGAGCUAAACAUUGCUCCCGAAAAUCCUGGAUUGGCACAACAAACGCAGCCACAAGCCCCAUCUCAGAUUCCGUUGGCACCCAAGCCGGUUGAAGUUGAAAGGCCUACAGUUUCUGGGCUUCAAAAAUCACAGAAACGAUUUAAAACUGUUACCUCAGAAGAACUGAAAGACCUGCAAGAAAGUCGACAGGCUAAAUCAACCAAACAAAACACAAAGUGGGGAGUCAAAGUUUUCCAAGAAUGGUGUAUGGAAGCCCUGGAUCAAGUAUUGGAUUUCGCAACUACUGAAACAGAGGAAUUAAACAAUGUUUUGGGUAAAUUUUACGCCGAGGCAACCCCAAAAUUUUCCGAAAAAAGAGGCAAGGAAAUGUCAACUGCCCAGUCAAAAGAGUAUCACAAAAAUUCAAUGAAAAACAUAAGGGCAGCAAUCAACCGCCACAUUCAUGAUUUAGAUAGGGAUAUUGAUAUCGUUCGCGAUAAGAAUUUAGGAAGGCGAAUGAAACUCUUGAUGGAAAAUUAA
This is a messenger RNA of Mytilus californianus (California mussel), 943 nucleotides long. RefSeq lists its product as uncharacterized. The transcript has 2 exons. The record is from RefSeq and is a predicted model, not a curated record. NCBI's taxonomy places the organism in Eukaryota, Metazoa, Mollusca, Bivalvia, Mytilida, Mytilidae. Bases 248 to 943 code for a protein of 231 amino acids.